AUGGAGCAACAAUCGCCCUCACAAGCCGGCAAGCCCUGGAUCAAGCUGGAUGACAUGGGAUCGAACGUCCGCCAGAUGACCCAAGGACCUGAUGGCAAUAAACAGUCAGGGUUCAAUGGACGGUCUGGGGUCAGAGUUACCAUUGAUGGAGCUGGUGAACCAGAACUCACUGGAUAUGGAGAAUUAUAUGCAAAUUUUAUCUACAGAAGCGGUGGCGGAUCACUGGAGGUCCCUCUAGUGCGUGGAUCUGCCCUGCUGACUCACGUCUUGAAGAACGCUAAUCCUGUGCUGACACCGUACUGCCUGAGAGCCAUCAAUCGACACCAGGUGAACUUCAACUGCCCACUGGAACCUAACGUUGGGGACGGUGGUGUUGGUUUCCUGGAAGGAGAGUGUCAUGGCGGCACUCUCACUAUCACUCUACAUAGUAGCCAGCUGAUCCAUGACAUUGGGCUGGUACAG
Molecule: messenger RNA, 462 nt
Organism: Candidula unifasciata
Lineage: Eukaryota; Metazoa; Mollusca; Gastropoda; Stylommatophora; Geomitridae
Source: the annotation of a GenBank genome assembly